GGGAGAAGCAGCUACAGCAGCAGCAGCAGCAGCAACUGGCGCGUGGGAGCCGGGAGCCAGCCGACGGCCCAACAGCGGGGCACCGUGCGUGAAUGCCCGGCAUCGGCCCGCGGGCGGACGACGGACAAGGAGAACAAGGCGGGCGACGGGUGAGAACGACCAAAGCACAGCGCACGCUCAGCGUACGAGACCUGGGCAUUUGGGGCGCAGUGCUCCUCUCUGUGGCUCAUCGCGUCUGGCGUGCCUCAGCGUCGCAGAGUGAGCUCUGAUGGAUUGCAGCGCCGGCUCUUAUCGCCAUGUGUUGCUGGACAGAGGACUGUGCAUCCUUUGGCCGAUCCGGUGGGGAUGCGUGCUGUCCACCCUGGGCCUCGCGAGGACCUGCCCCCACCUUGGAGGCUGGGCUGGCGGGGCCGAUAGCCCCCAUGGCCCGGCGGAGAUGGGGCCCCCAUCCCCGCCAGGCCACGACGCUUAUCAGCUCCGCCAGGAUCGAUGCGUCGCACGAUGCUGAAGCACAGCGGCGUGGACGACGGGCCGGCGCUCGGGAGCCCAGUCACCGCCGAGCCCCCUGCGCCCGCCGACCGCUGCCCGCGCCCCCGCGCGCGGAGCCGCUCGGCGUGCCCGCGCGGGGCCAGCCCAGCGCCGCACGGGGCGGCUCGGCCGCCGGCGCCGCCCUCGCGGGCCAGGAAGGUGGCCUCGGGCGGGCGGCUGGCCAGCCGGCCGACUGGGCCAGGCCGUCCUCCUCCUGCGCCUCUCGGGCGGGUUGUAAUUUCGAGGGUGACCUAAAUAAAGUGCGCAGAGAAGGCAACCAUUUUUUGGGGGGGAGGCUCCAAGAGUCAGCCCCCCCCGACAGGUAUGCGGCGUCACCUGGGGCACCCGCACGAGGCACCCGCCAGGCCGCGCCGCCCCCAAACAGGGGCAGGCCACCGAAGCCACUCCCUGACCGCCAGAGCACGGAGGUCUGCGGCGUCACCUGGGGCACCCACGCGGGGCACCCUCCAGGCCGUGCCGCCCUCAAAAGAGGGCGGACCACCGAAGCCACUCCCUCAGUAGCUACAGGCGGGGCGCCAGCCGACGGACUCCAGCAUACGCCGCAGCUCGUCGCUGUGCUGAGGCUGGUACUCGGCGUGCCGCUGGAUGACGCCGUCCGCCGCGGCGAACACGUCCUCCCAGGCGGCCGCCCCGUCAGCCCCAGGCGCGCCAGGGGCCGCCGCCGCCGCGGCCGUCGGCGCAGCGUCCGCAGCAGGCGGGCCAGAGCCCGCGCCCUCUGCCCCCGCCGCCGCCGCCGCCGCCUGCGGGGCCCCCUGGAGCCGCCGUGGCUUCCGCGGCGCGCGCCUCCGAGGCUCCGCAGUAGCCCAGCGGCCCUCCCGAGGCGCUGGGCCGAGCUGCACGAGCUGGAGGCCCCGAAAGCCGCCGACUCCGCCACGGGCACACCGUCCGCCAGCCGCCUCCCCGCCGCCCGCGCCACCAGGAGCGGCGCCAGCCGUCACCCGAGGCGCGACUACGAGAGAGUCGGCGAACGAGUCGUCCUCCAUGUCGUUGUCGCAGUCGUCGCCGCCACGGGCGGGGUCCGCCUCGCCGCCAGCCGCCCCUCCAGGCGCCUCGGCAGCCGCAGCCGCCUCCUGCGCCUUCCAGGGAACCCCAGCGCCACCGCCAGCGGACCCGCCACCAUCACGACCACGUUCCAGCGCGCGCCGAGCCGCGAGGCGCUCGCGGCGUCGGCGGCGCCGCACGCGCUUCGCCUCCGCCGCCGCGCCCGUCUUGGGCUCACCGCCGCCGUUGUCCGCCUCCGAGCCGCCAGCACCAGCGUCGCCACCGCGCGCGGGCCGCGGGCGCGCGACAGCCGAUGCUGCCGCGGCCACGGCCGCCCGUGCGACGGCGCCCACGGUGCGCCGCGGCGCUCCAGCGAGCUGCGCCGCGCGGACUGCCGCCUCCACGAGGAGGGCGGCAUCCGCGGCGCAGAUGGCCCCUCUAGGCCCCGCCAUCCAGCCCCGGCCCCCGAAGAAGCCACACCGGACGGCGGCGGCCAUGCGAUCGCUUGAGCCAAAAUG
This is a messenger RNA of Prorocentrum cordatum, 2048 nucleotides long. Lineage: Eukaryota; Dinophyceae; Prorocentrales; Prorocentraceae. The record is from the annotation of a GenBank genome assembly.